This is a messenger RNA of Monascus purpureus, 1014 nucleotides long. NCBI's taxonomy places the organism in Eukaryota, Fungi, Ascomycota, Eurotiomycetes, Eurotiales, Aspergillaceae. The record is from the annotation of a GenBank genome assembly.
AUGUCCGCAGAUGCCAGGUCUCUUCCAAAGUCUAUUCUGAAGACAUCCCUUCCUUCCGCACACGCUGCAUGGGUCCCUGUGGCGGCUGCAUCGGACCCCGAACACAAGCCUGGCCUUGCUGCGUCUAGCCGUCAAACCACCACCACCGGCCAGUACAAGAGCAAACCAGGCACGGAUCCGCGCCACCUGGCUGUUGCUCUACAUCACGCUCAUAGGAUUCAGGCCCAGAAAGAUGCUAAGGCCCUCAUCUUAGAUCGCAUCCUCGAACUCGUCCAGUUGCCCACCUCCCCGUCUGCAGAUCCCGCUGCUCCAUCGCAGGAGGAUGCGAAGGCAUUCAAGACUGCCCUGGCUGCCUUCCAGCCCUCAGACUACGACAAUCUUAUCCUGGAACGGAAUAUUGAGGGGCUCUGUGGCUAUGCGCUCUGUCCGCACGAGCACCGCAGGGAAGAUCCCAAGGUCAAGAACCGGAUUGUCUGGGGUCCCAAGGGAAGUGGCCCUGGAGGCCGUGGCCGAGAGAUGAACAUCGUUCCGAGGGAGAAGCUCGAAAUGUGGUGUUCUGAUCAAUGCGCGGAGCGAGCCAUUUAUGUAAAGGUGCAGCUGCUGGAGCAACCGGUCUGGGAGAGGCGUGCCGGUAAUGCACAGGAAAAUCACAUCGUGCUCCUCGAGGAGGCGAGAGUGAUGAAACAGGAAGAAAAAGGGAAGAUACGCUCAUCUACUGCCAUGAGGGAAGCUACCCAGCAACUAGGUAACUUGCGGCUCAACGAAGGACAUGACAGUAGCUCCAAGAGCCGUGAUCUGGCUCUGGAGCGUGGCGACUCUAGUCCCGCUUUCGAAGCUGGAAGGGUAGAUGUACAACUCGUUGAGAAGGAGCAUAUAUCCCCGAAUACGGUGACAGUACCCGAACUGCGACCGGAAGACCAGACUGGUGGAUCGGUUGAGGGCUACAUGCCCAAAGAACAUAAGGAUACCCAUUCCGAGGAUGAAGAGGAUCAAGACAUCAUUGAUGUGAUCUAA